CAGCCGAGGCAGCGUUUUCAAUCUACGGAAUAAGGAAGUGACAGAGAGACGCGGAUGUAAUUUUAUAAUUAAAUAAUGCAUUUAUGAUGUUUUCAGGAUGAAAACAUGUAGUUAGGACAACCAGUUAGCUAACGUUAAGCUUUACAUCAGUCAUGUUUGUCCUAACGUUACUUCUACCGCUAAACGCAACCGGACGGACUUCCUUGUUUACUUUCUGACAUACCUGAAAAGAAACCAACGAUGAAUAACAGACAGUCGGUUUAUUCAUUUAUUACAGCGACGAUACUUAUAAGCGUCCCUGUGGUUUCAGGGGCCCAGCAGCCUCACAUCGUGUUCGUCCUGGGGGAUGACUUUGGCUGGUAUGAUGUCGGCUACCACAGGUCAGAGAUCAGCACCCCGCACCUGGACAAGCUGUCUGCCGGAGGAGUCCGCCUGGAGAACUACUAUGUUCAGCCUCUGUGUACCCCCUCCAGGAACCAGCUCAUGACCGGGAGGUACCAGAUCCACACAGGCAUGCAGCACCAGAUCAUCUGGCCCUGUCAGCCGUACUGUGUGCCUCUGGAGGAGAAACUGCUGCCCCAGCUGAUGAAGGAGGCGGGCUACGCCACACACAUGGUGGGCAAGUGGCACCUGGGCAUGUACAAGAAGGACUGCCUGCCCACACGCCGGGGCUUUGACUCUUACUUUGGCUACCUGACAGGCAGCGAGGAUUACUACACUCAUGUCCGUUGUAAUCCCAUCACCGCUCUGAACCUGACUCGCUGUGUGUUGGACCUACGGGAAGGAGAGGAGGUUGCAACCGGAUACAAAGGACAUUAUUCCACUGAGCUGUUCAGCCAGAGGGCCAUCAGCGUCAUUGAAAAACACGACUCUAACAAGCCACUCUUCCUCUAUGUGGCGUUGCAAGCAGUCCAUUCACCCCUGCAGGUUCCAGAGCGCUACAUGGCCCCCUACAGUUUCAUCAAAGACCCCCAUCGCCGGCUGUAUGCUGGCAUGGUGUCGGCCAUGGACGAGGCCGUGGGCAACAUCACUCUGGCUUUGCAGCGCGGGGGACUCUGGGACAACACGAUCCUAGUGUUCUCAACAGAUAACGGAGGUCAGACGCUGUGCGGUGGCAGCAACUGGCCACUGCGAGGGAGGAAGUGGUCACUGUGGGAAGGAGGGAUCCGGGGAGUUGGAUUUGUCGCCAGCCCACUACUGAAGCAACCCGGCACCAUCAGCCACGAACUAAUCCACAUCUCUGAUUGGCUGCCAACGCUUGUUGGCCUGGCAGGAGGGAGCACUAACGGUACAAAGCCACUGGACGGUUUCAACAUGUGGGACACAAUCAGCAAAGGGUUUGCCUCGCCCAGACUGGAGCUGCUGCACAACAUUGACCCUCUGUAUAUCGACAUCGCUCCAUGUCCUGGCAUGCAGCGUCGGUUAACUUUGGCUCAGGUGGUCAAUAGAGGCUCCGCGGCCAAGUCUGGCUUCAAUGUGUCCAUUCACGCGGCCAUUCGAUCCUCAAACUGGAAGCUGCUGACGGGCUACCCAGGUUGUGACGUUUGGUUCCCCCGGCCCGGCCACAACAGCUCUGAGUCGAGCCCCUCGAAGGUGGAUCCACUGAAGUCCGUAAUGCUGUUUGACAUAGAAAAAGAUCCUGAGGAGAGGAAUGAAGUAUCUGCCGAUUUCCCCAAAGUAGUGGAGUAUCUCCUCAAAAGGCUCGAAAAACACCAGAAAACUGCUUUGCCAAUAAACUUCCCCGCUGACGACCCCAGAUGUGACCCGGGCCCCACUGGAGCCUGGGGACCCUGGGCUUAGACGGCAGUGACACUGAUUAAGCUUUGUUCACCAUGUUUGCUGUGAAUUACAACAGCGGGAACCUCUUCUGUGGAGAAGAGACAUUUGUUAACUCCAUUAUGAUUAAAAUGUUUUAUAUAUAAAAAAUAAGUGCCCUUAUUAUUGAUGUCUGUGUCCCAGCUCGGAAAGGUUUUCAGAGGUUUAGUUAAAACAAUUACCUAAAGCUGCACAUGUUGCUGACUUGUAAAGACCAUCUCCCUGCCGUUUCAGGUAUUUGCAUCUUAUUUAUCUAUUGUUGGGAAGCUGCCGGCUUGGUUUACAAUUGUCAAACACAAAGCUGUGCAGAAAUAAUGGGUUGUUUUCAACCUGAAAAAAUCUUUUCAAUAACUAAACUAGUACAGCUAUUUUUUUAAUGAUUGUACAGGAGAGGGGACUGGCGACCUUUCCAGGUGAACCCUACCCCCACCCCUGGGACCCUGUAUGCAGGAUAAGCGGUUGACAAUGAGUGAGUGUACUGGAGAGAGCAACAUGUCAGAUGUAUUCAAGAGAGAGAGAGAGAGAGAGUAGAUGCAAAAAGCUGCACUAAUCAAUACUUUUAUAUUGACAAGGGCUUGACAAUGACUGCAUAUAAUAUGAAAGGAGUUAUUUGUAGUGACAAACCCACAGAGAAUUAUCAAUGGGUUUCCCAUUUUUUAGCAUCUUGCAGCUGUUUUUGUUGGUUUUAUGUGUCUGUGUUGUUUACAUCAGCAGCUGGAACCUGUUUUCAGCUCUUAUAAAACCCACUGAGGGUUACCUACCCAGCACCAAGCAGCAGAGCUGGUGAACAUAGUGGAACAUGUAGCACAUAAAUAGCCAGAUAUUUCCCUCAGGAGCUGGUGAAGAUCUGUAGCUCAAGCUUAUCACAGUCCUGCCACAGAUACUGGAUUUUUAAAUUUUUUUGUGUUUGAGCAUUUCAUUAGUGAUUACUGUCAGGAUGUGAAGAGAAUAAAAUUUUUAUAAACUGUGCCAUAA
This is a messenger RNA of Micropterus salmoides (largemouth bass), 2790 nucleotides long. It is a transcript of the gene arsb, whose product is annotated as arylsulfatase B. The transcript is spliced from 8 exons. The record is from RefSeq and is a predicted model, not a curated record. The coding region runs from base 241 to 1800 and encodes 519 amino acids. Lineage: Eukaryota; Metazoa; Chordata; Actinopteri; Centrarchiformes; Centrarchidae.